UGUGUGUUAAAUGUGUUUAUCAGUUAGUUCGAGUCGAAUGGUAGAAUCAUCAUGGUCAACAGUCACAAGUGUAUAGUUUUUCUAUCGUUUGGUAUAUGGUCAGCUCAAGCGAUUUACUUACCACCUUGGCAGUCAGGCGAAGACGGACGUAUCAAGUGGGCGCACAACUGCGACUUUAACGGCAAUUAUCUAGGGAAAGUUAGAUCAAACGGUGAAGAGUGUGGAGGAUUGUGCUUUCAAAAGCCAGAAUGUACUCGUUUUUUGUGGACUUACGAAAAUAGGGGAACUUGCCAUUUUAAAAGUGGAAAUGAAAAGGCUUUCUUUGCUGAAAAUGGAGGAAUUUGCGGCUACGUGGCUGUGGAAAAAGUUAUUGUGGAUGGCAUAAGCUGGGUGAUGGCAGACGCACAUCGAAUCAGAUGGGCUGCAAACUGUGAUUUUACAGGGCUUAAUAUCGAGGAACGGAAAAUUCCGGGUGAAAUGUGUGGAUCACAAUGCCUUUCGCGUCUGGAUUGCAUUGGAUUUGUUUGGACCAACUACGAAGGUGGAACAUGUUGGCUGAAGUCACGUGGACAUCCAAUUCUUGCCUACACUGGAACUGGCGGUGUUUGUGGAGAAAUUAUUGGCCGUAAGGCAUCUUACGGAUCAUCGACGCAGUCAAGGUCCAUCCUAUCCCGCUCAUAUCAUCAUAAUCAUCUCUCUGUACUACGAACAUUUAACAGCUCUUCUCACAUUUGCAGUGACUACAAAAGAAAGUCUGAGUUAGCUUGCAAUGAAUACACGGACAUUGCAUCACACUAUCGCAUUAGAAUUGGUGAAUCGUCACAGAGAAAUGAGUUUCCUUGGAUGGCUGCACUAGGUUAUCGAUUAAGUGGUAGUAUUGAGUUUCGCUGUGGUGGAACAAUCAUCUCAGACUACUAUAUACUAACGGCUGCUCAUUGUGUCGACCCGGAACCGGAAAUCGUUCAAUUGGGAACGCAUAUCUUAAAUGAUGCAAAAAAGACGAACAUGCUGGUUGAGAGUUGCCAAAAACAUGAACAUUUCUCCUUCGAAGCGCGUAAAAAUGACAUUGCGCUAAUCAAAUUAGAAAAACGAAUAACAUUCAGUAACAGAAUUUUACCGGCUUGCCUAAGGACCAGCAGCAAUGACCUCCCUUGGAAUCAAGAACUGAUCGUAACAGGAUGGGGAAUAACGGAAGAUGGAAAUCUUUCGGAUGUUUUGAAGAAAGCCAGCCUUCGGACUACACAACUGAGUUCUUGUCAGGCAGACUACCUAAAAGAAGGACCAGAACCGAAAAAUCACAUCAGCGAUAGUCAAUAUUGUGCAAUUGAUCCUGACGGAAUACGCGAUGCUUGUCAAGGUGAUUCUGGCGGCCCAAUACAAUUAUUAGAUAAUUCACCGUUGGCUACUGUGGUCGGUGUCACAUCAUUUGGAAAAGGCUGUCCAUCGAAAUUGCCGGGAGUUUAUUCAAGAGUCAGUUCUUACGUGGACUGGAUUGAAGCCAAAGUUUGGGACGAUUGAAAAAGAAACGUAAUUUUUAUAGACAUUUUAUUAAAACUUAAUUUUUGGACAUAAAA
This is a messenger RNA of Bradysia coprophila, 1574 nucleotides long. RefSeq names its product chymotrypsin-like elastase family member 2A. Lineage: Eukaryota; Metazoa; Arthropoda; Insecta; Diptera; Sciaridae. Gene Ontology annotation, molecular function: serine-type endopeptidase activity. The record is from RefSeq and is a predicted model, not a curated record. Gene Ontology annotation, biological process: proteolysis.